AUGGCUUCCUGGGUCAACGAGCGCCCAACGACGCUGGCGCCUAGUCCAGGCAUUCUCAUCAGUCGGUGGAGAUGCCGCAGGAUAGUAAAUGACAGGCGGCAGUACGACUCCACGCAGUCAAUCAUAAGAGCCAAAUCGAAGCGGGAAGUUCCAGCGGCGGAUAUACACCUAUAUGGCGGGCGCGGGAGGCUGAAGUUGCGAUGUAGACCUCAAAGAACUACGAGGAAAUCCUCAAUAUGUUCGACGGCGAGUCGGCGACUCAACAUUGACUUUGCCCUCAAGAACACCCGGGUUUAA
This is a messenger RNA of Pyricularia oryzae 70-15, 297 nucleotides long. RefSeq lists its product as uncharacterized. Lineage: Eukaryota; Fungi; Ascomycota; Sordariomycetes; Magnaporthales; Pyriculariaceae. The coding region runs from base 1 to 297 and encodes 98 amino acids. The transcript is spliced from 3 exons. The record is from RefSeq and is a predicted model, not a curated record.